Messenger RNA from Phycodurus eques (leafy seadragon), 2104 nucleotides. It is a transcript of the gene rnf169, whose product is annotated as ring finger protein 169. The coding region runs from base 1 to 1572 and encodes 523 amino acids. Gene Ontology annotation, cellular component: site of double-strand break; nucleus. The record is from RefSeq and is a predicted model, not a curated record. Gene Ontology annotation, biological process: double-strand break repair. The transcript is spliced from 6 exons. Gene Ontology annotation, molecular function: nucleosome binding; ubiquitin-protein transferase activity. NCBI's taxonomy places the organism in Eukaryota, Metazoa, Chordata, Actinopteri, Syngnathiformes, Syngnathidae.
AUGGCGGCCGCGGCGGGGACUGGCCGACGCUCCGGAAAGGCGACCGACGCGGCGGCCGGAGGUUCCCGCUUCGCUCCGGGACUCGGAACCGCGGCCGCGCUCGACGCCGCGCGCUCGUCGGCGGAAGACGGCCGCUCCCGCUCGUCCCGGGGGCGCCGGAGCGGGGAGGCCGCCGAGCGGAGAGGCGGCGGCGGCGGCGGCGGGGCGGCUGGCUGGAGGGACGCGGCGGAGGAGGAGGACCACCCCCGCGCUCGUCGCCCAGACGUGUUCGUGUGUCCAAGCGCGGUCCACAAGUCGACGGAAGGCCCAUCAGCAAGUCCCAACGUGAAGCACAAGCUGUCGGCGUGCGACGAGCGAGAGGACGCGAGGAGGAGGAGCCUCUGCAAAGACGAGAGCGGCUCGCUCCAACGCGGGGACGACUGCGGCGUCCUGUCCGACUCGGAGAACGAGGAGCCCGUGUCCCGGCGCAUCAGGAGGGUCUCGGCGUUCGUGAGGAGAAGCCGGACGUCGUCGGGCGUCAGCAGCGGCGCGCAGAGGAGUCGCAGCUGCACGGAGGCCGCCGACAACAGGGGACGGAAAACCAAGGGCGGCUCCGCACCCGCCGCCACGCCGGACACGGCGGGGGCGGCUCACAGCUUCGCGGCCGGAAUCCUCCUGUCGUCCGAGAACAGUCGCUCCGCCUCGGCGCCGGUCGGCGCCCCCGAGAGGCGGCCGGCUCGGCGCGCCGGGGCGCCGCCGCCGUCCGCGCCGUCGACCGCGCCGCCCGAGCGCUCGGUCAGCCCGGAGAGCAACGACAGCAUCUCGGAGGAGCUCAACCAUUUUAAGCCCAUCGUGUGCUCGCCCUGCACGCCGCCCAAACGCCUGGCGGACGGCCGCCUGCUGGAGCCGGCCGUGGUCAAGUCCACGCCCCGGAACCUCACGUGGCGCCUGCACAAGCCCACCAGUUACGAGGCCAGCCCCGCCGUGCUGCAACGCUGGCGGCAGAUCGAGCUGGACCGACAGAGCUGCAAGGUGGACACCAAGGGGACGCUGACCAGCCCCGUCAAGGAGAUACAGGAGGGAGGCGGCGCCGGCGGCGGGGUGACGCCCUCCAACAAGAGGAAGCUCCUCUUUGACGCCCCCGGCGCGGACGCCCAGUCGCUCAAGAUCCGCGUCCCCGCCGUCCGCUACGGCGGCGACUUGACCUUUCGUGGGAAUCCCGACUUCGAGUUGGGGGACGGCGUCGGGGCCUUGUUCGGACGCAGACAUUCCUUCUCCCCGUACGCCCACAAGUCCGGCUUCCAAUCGUGCAAGCUGGCGCCAAAGGACUCGUUGAGCCCCCGCGAGGAAGCCGGCGCCUCCAAGCGGAGCAAGAAGACCAAACACCAGGACUCCGCCGCCGCAGACCCCCAAGUCCGCGACGCCGUCCGCCGGGAGAGGAGGGACCGGGCGCUCGCCCUCAAGCUGCAGAGACAGUUUGACCGCGAGAGCGCCCCCCGUCCCGCCAAGUACUUCCUGCGCUCCUGGAUGGCCAAUCACAGCCGGAGGAGACGUGGCCUGCGACGCUCGCGCCGUAUCAACAAGCAACGCUAGCUGACGCCGUGACGUCGUCGGAUGCCAGCAAAACCCGAGAAAAUCUGCCUCUUCAUCACCAAGCGGGACAAUGUUGACAAAAUGGCGGACACGUCAGGAACAACGCAACGCAAUCGGGGGCGGGGCACUACGGGCCGCACUGGUCCAAUGAUGACACAACUGCAAGACAAUAGCGCAGUAUUUCAGUCCCACACAAACACCGUGCUUUUGUAUUUCCUCGUUCAUUUUCAUAUGAAUAACUUUCAUGAUUCUCGCUAUAAAUACUGUAAAUUUACUGUAUAAUUUAAAUGUGUUUGGGGGGUUGCUCCAAUGAGACCAUCUCCUCCACUGAAGGGCUUUUGUUCUCCACACAUGCCAGCUUUAAUGUACUUUCUACUACAAAGAUAUUAUGUUUGUGAUUCUCAUGAUAAUGCACAUGUUUUUUUAAAGUAGCUGUUUGGCUUCAUGUAGCAGAGUGUUUUGGUGCCAAAUGAAACUGUGACAUUUUGGAUGAGCGCCCACGUGAAUGAUUAAAAAACAAAAAGAAACGGAA